Messenger RNA from Colletotrichum chrysophilum, 1266 nucleotides. RefSeq lists its product as uncharacterized. The transcript has a single exon. The record is from RefSeq and is a predicted model, not a curated record. NCBI's taxonomy places the organism in Eukaryota, Fungi, Ascomycota, Sordariomycetes, Glomerellales, Glomerellaceae. The coding region runs from base 1 to 1266 and encodes 421 amino acids.
AUGGGCGACUUUGCAAAAUGGUUCGUGAAAGGUGACAAUGGCUUGAUCCAUGAGUUCGAAAAGUUCAUGGUCGAGCAAAUUGUUUCAGAUGCCUUUGAAAAGUACCAUCGCGAAGAAGAGGAGAGGAUACAAAAGGAAGAGGAGGAGAAAGCGCUCGCGGAGGCUCGAGAGUUCCGUGUUCGCACCCUCUCAGUCAGAUACUUUUACCAGUGGAAGAAGAUUGCCCGAAAUCUUCGUCUGAGCAAAAUUCGUAGGCAUGAGCGAGAGGAGAUGAGGAGGAUACAGAAGGAAAUGCGAGAGGAGGAGACGAAGAAAAGGAAGAAGGCCGCCCGUGUCGCUGAAGCGCGGAGGAAAUUGGUGGAGCAGCAUGGCGUUGAUCCAGUCGAGGAACUCAGAGAGAUCCUGCAACUUAAGAAAGACGACCCGCCAGAAGACCUCCAGGCCGAAGCAGAGGCCCUUUUCGCAACCGGUAUCUUCUCUGGCGUUACAGAUGAGCGUGCCGCAAUCGCUGAAGUCAUCCAAGCUCCUUCAAUCAACGACACAUUCAAGACACCGCCGCCACCGGCCAGAACCACAUCGACAAACAGUCUCUCCAAGUCGGUCUCGGCCAGGCCGGGCGGCGCAAAGACACAGGCUAUUCGUGCGGAAUUCGGCAGCAGUGUAGACUUCCGCAGGUCUUUGCCUCCAAUGUCGGCUCAUUCAGCGUCGUCACGCUAUACACCGUCCGAAGCAUCACCGAAGCGCGUCAGCAAGGUGUCCGAUCGUUGGAGGCUGAAGGCUAUGGGCCUCGUGACGAUGCCCAACGGGUCUGCUCUCCCGGAAGCAAUCGCUGACGAAAUGCGGUACAACGGCAAACGCUACAGUGGCCUCGGCUCCUUCGGUCUGGACAGAGACACCACCGAGCGGAGGAGGAGCGUGUCGGCAGACCUCGACAAAGCGGCCGAGGCUCGUCGGCGCUUCUCGCAGUCUCUUAACAGCAGCAGCGCCGCCGCCGAGCAAAGCAACGGGAACUCCCAGCUUAGUAAGAGGAAGAGGCCCACUGACAGCGCGGCUUCGCCAUCACAGGACGCCCGCGCCAAGAAGCGCCCGUCCAGCAACGCCGAAGUGGAGAGGAUCAUCCGGGAGGCGAGGGAGAACCUUGAAUCGCUGAGGAGUUCGAGGGUGGAUCUCGACGAAGGGACGGAAUGGUUCAGGGAACAGAACGACAUAAUGCAGGCGGAGGAAGCGAGCAGGGCUAGCUCGCCGUGGCCUAAGGGGCGGAACUGA